Messenger RNA from Sinocyclocheilus anshuiensis, 477 nucleotides. Its product is annotated as B-cell lymphoma 6 protein homolog. NCBI's taxonomy places the organism in Eukaryota, Metazoa, Chordata, Actinopteri, Cypriniformes, Cyprinidae. The record is from RefSeq and is a predicted model, not a curated record. The annotation marks the transcript as partial. The transcript has a single exon.
UCAGACUUCUCAAAGGGAGGCAUCAUCCAUCACAAACACUGCUCGCCGGCUGAUGGCAACAACCCCAUCUUGGCUGACUUCACCCGCAGCGCCACCGGCGGGAGCUCAACCGCUUGCCAUGCCGGCUCAUACUCCUCGAGAGAGCUGGGAAGUGAUGAGGAAAUGAAGCGGGAGACCUUGGAGGGUGUGGUCCAUUCAAUUGGGAUGAGCUCCAGAAAGCACAGCUUCACCAGCCUGGCCCAGGAGCAGCAGAGGGAGACUGGGAAAGAGCAAAGUUCCCUGGCAGAGGAACAUUUGAGCCACCAACACUACUCCAUGGGCAUAUCCUCUAAUGGACGCAAAACCUUGAUGAGCAGCCCUCAGAGCCCCCUCAAAUCAGACUGCCAGCCUAAUUCCCCAAUGGAAUCGAGCAGCAGCAAAAAUGCUGCCCUCACGCAGGCCUCGCAACCUCCAACCUCUCAAGGUACUCAAGACCCU